GUAAUCGCGCCUCAGCCGCCUGCGCAUCGCCGUGAUGUCUGCAUUCUUUGGACUAGGCAAGACUCGCACGUUUAAACCCCGGAAGGAUGUCCCGGAAGGCACCAAGCAAUAUCAACUACGCAAGUAUGCCGAGGCGACGCUGGGAUCUGGGAACUUACGAUUGGCUGUGAAACUCCCGGAAGGGGAGGACGAGAACGAGUGGCUCGCAGUGCAUGCUGUUGACUUCUUCAAUCAUCUGAACAUGCUUUACGGAACUGUCACCGAGUUUUGCACGCCACAGGAGUGCCCUAUCAUGUCUGCUGGCCCAAGAUACGAAUAUCUCUGGGAGGAUGGUCAAAAGUACAAGCGACCGACGAAGCUGCCUGCACCGGAAUAUGUCGACGCGCUCAUGAACUGGACGCAAGGCCUGCUCGAUGAUCCGGUGAUGUUUCCGAACAAGAUCGGUGUGCCCUUCCCGAAAGCAUUUCGAGACACGAUUCGGACCAUCUUUAGGCGACUGUUUCGCGUUUACGCACAUCUAUACAGUAACCAUUUCGAUCAUGUCUGCGCCUUGGGUAUCGAAGCGCAUCUGAACACGAGCUACCGCCAUUUCUUUUUGUUUAUCAACGAGUUUGACUUAGUAGAUAAGAAGGAACUGGCACCACUCGAAGAGUUGAAUGAUGCUAUACUUGCAGAGGACAACAGGUCACGGUAGCGUCUACUACUUGAUAGACCUCGUAUAUCUUGUGUCAGUCGUGUCGCCUUCGCAAUUGUUGUGAUAAUCUGUACUGCUGUCAUUCAAUGUACCUUCGCCACGGUCCGCACAACGACGAGACUACAGUCAAGAUAUUCAAC
Punctularia strigosozonata HHB-11173 SS5 is the source of this 834-nucleotide messenger RNA. RefSeq names its product Mob1/phocein. Lineage: Eukaryota; Fungi; Basidiomycota; Agaricomycetes; Corticiales; Punctulariaceae. Gene Ontology annotation, cellular component: nucleus; cytoplasm. The coding region runs from base 35 to 694 and encodes 219 amino acids. The transcript has 9 exons. Gene Ontology annotation, biological process: signal transduction; positive regulation of protein phosphorylation; cell division. The record is from RefSeq and is a predicted model, not a curated record. Gene Ontology annotation, molecular function: protein kinase activator activity.